Molecule: messenger RNA, 2611 nt
Organism: Oncorhynchus nerka (sockeye salmon)
Lineage: Eukaryota; Metazoa; Chordata; Actinopteri; Salmoniformes; Salmonidae
Product: oocyte zinc finger protein XlCOF6-like
Exons: 5
Coding region: 428-1972 (514 amino acids)
Biological process (GO): regulation of transcription by RNA polymerase II
Cellular component (GO): nucleus
Molecular function (GO): DNA-binding transcription factor activity, RNA polymerase II-specific; sequence-specific DNA binding
Source: RefSeq, a predicted model, not a curated record
GCUAAACCGGAAGUAGGAAGCCAACGAGAGUUUGACAGUUUAUUUACCAGUUUAUUUAAAUGUACAACAUUGUAACGUUAGCAUUGCUAUUUGAAAAAAAGAAUACAGUAACUUUCGAAUAAAUAUUCUCAGGUGUUGGUAUUUCCCAGCCUACAUCCAACGAGACGCGAGGUUACGACCAACAGCAGUGGCAGUCAUAAAUUAAAACUAAACUAGAUUUAUAUCUAAUUUAUCAGUUAGCUAGCUAGCUCAGGGAUUGAUUUACAAUGGAAGAGGUAGUAAUCUGAACAUGUGCUAGCCACAUCACUUUUCUGCUCUGCAAACUGCUCGUUUGUUGCUAUACCAAAUGGUGCGGCUAGCUUGCAAGUCAAGUUGCUCAACGCAUGCUAGUAACAGCAGUACUAGCUAGCUACGAUUUUGUUGCUUGAUGAUGCGACUUUGUUUUCUAGACUCUGAAGACCCGUCCAGCCCGUCUUCAUCCUGCUCCACUGAACCCCAACCCACGGUGUCCCCGGGUCCUGACAGGAACCAGGAGGACAGUAACCAUGGUGAUCAGAAAGACACACCGCAGUGUCAGGAGAGGUUUACUGUGAGUCUGGACAUCAACAGUGAAACACCAACAUUUAAUAUCGUAGUCAAAGAAGAAGAAGACUGGGAACUAGAUAACACAGGAGAGAGUCCCAGCCAUCACUCUGCAGCCGGGGAGAGUCCCUCUAUAUCAGUAUCAGGAGAACCUGAACAACACCAGAUGAAACGCAGAACGAGGCAGAAAAAGACCCACCCAUGCCCAGAUUGUGGGAAACACUGCCAGACAUUAUCGGCACUACAAAUACACAUGAGAACCCACACAGGAGAGAAGCCUUAUACCUGCUCUGAGUGUGGGAAGGGCUUCACUCAUCAAUGUAGUUUGAGAUGCCACCACCAGAAGAAACAUUCUGAACAGAUUAAAACUGACCCGGAUGACAAGAUUGGCUGCUGUUGUGGACAAGAGUUCUCUUCCAAGAAUGUUCUGGAGGUUCACUUGAAGACAAACACUGGAGACAAGCCUUACACCUGCUGUGUGUGUAAGAAGACCUUUACUCAUAAAGCAUUACUGAAAGUACACCAGCGAUCCCACACAGGAGAGAAGCCUUUUUCUUGCUCUCUGUGUGAGAAGAGUUUUACUCAAAAAGGAAAUUUGACAACACACGAGAAGUCGCACGCCGGAGAGAAACAUCCUUGCUCAGUCUGUGGAAAGAGUUUCACUCAGAAAGGCUAUCUGAAGAUUCAUCAGCGGCUUCACUGUUCCGAAGGGGAGUUGAGUUCCUCUGUAUCAAGAGCACUUGAACACCGACAGAGGAGAGCCAAGGCGACUCACAGAUGCCCAGACUGUGGGAAGGAGUUCCCUCAAACAUAUUACCUGGACAGACACAUGAGAACACACACAGGAGAGAGGCCUUACCAGUGCUCUGUGUGUGGGAUGAGUUUCACGCAGAAAGGAAAUUUAAAAACGCAUCAGAAAGUGCACACUGGAGAUUAUCCCUCCAGCUCCUGGUCCACUGGUGAGGGGAGUCCCUGUACAUCGGGAGAAGCUGAACAACACCAGGAGAACCACGCGGACGUCACAUCUCACGGCUGCCUCGUGUGCGGCGAGGAACACUCUAACCUCCCGGAACUACACAAACACAUGAGAUCUCACUCGGGAGAAAAGCGCCUCGUCUGCCCUGUGUGUGGCAAGACUUACCCCAGAGAAUUUGACCUCAAAGUCCACCUCAGAACACACACAGGAGAGAAACCCCACGAGUGCAUCGAAUGCGGCAAGAGCUUUGUUCGCAAACAAGGACUCCGGCAGCACCAGCGGACACAUGAGGCCAAGCCCAUCGGACCGACCCGCCAGCUAGGCAGGCCAAAGCACUUAACCAGGGCUCAAAUGUCCAAGAAAGUGCCUAAGAUGGAGAGUGAUACGGAGAUGCAGGACUGCCAAGUACUAUGACAAUUAACCGCGACUUUGUCUCUUUAGUAGAUGGUGGUAGUAAUGUCCAGGCAGGAGAGGACCUGAAGGACACAAGGAAGUAGUAAUGUAGCUAGCGAAGCUAACGUUGGAUAAGCUGUUGUUUACGUUCUCACUUCACUGACUAACGUUAGCUUGCAACUAGCUAGCGUAACCUUUCUUUGAGCUGAACGCAACAAGGAAAGAACAACAUUUUUGUUCUUCGUAGCAAAGCCAGCAACGGUGGAUUAACGCUGGCACAGCGUCCUUCUCGAGAUAAUUUCAAGUUCAUUCACAAUGCAUGAGGUUAGCUAACGUCAGCUAGGUAGCUAACUAGUUGGAGCCAUAGAUAUCCUAUUAAAUUACAAGAGGGACUGUGCCAUAAACCCUCAAAGUUCCAUAGUGGAGCCAAAAAUGGCAGCCAUCUUGGUCAGGGAGAAAUACAAAACCAGUCUAAUUGGUAUGAACGGCAGUAGGUGAUGUAGGAAAAUAAAAGUAAGGCAUGUGAUGUAUCAGAAAUUGUGUCAUAAAUUACAUUCAACCUAAAAAUAUUGGUUAUAUAAUUGUAAAUACCUGUUAUACAGGUUUUAUACAAAUGUUCUGUAUAAAUUGUCUCUAAAAUAUAUGCAAACAGACCAUAAA